UAUAAAACGAGGUAUAAAGCAAAUUAGCAAAGCUUUCAUGCCACGUUUGACAAAGUGCUUAUUUCUACCUCGUAAUGCUUCAGAUUUUGCUAACAGUUUCUUGAUGCGUGGAACGUCAAAGAAAGAAAGACUUAAAAGAAAGGAAGUCCUUAACAGGAAUCGGUCCGAUCCUAAACUAGAACGAGCUUCAAGGAGAAUGAAAUUACGUGUUCCAUUACCUACAGUAAAAGAGGACUGGAAAGAAGAGCAUGGGCUGGUACACCUACAGAGGACGGGACACCAUUUUAAUAUUUUUAGUGACGUGUACAAGCAAAUGUUUCAUCCCCUUGGAUUCAUGGGUGUGGCUUACGAAACAAACCAGAUAAGACAUGGAAACAUUGUUCAUCCAGAAAAAACACUAAAUGAGCCAGUGGUUAGUCUUCCUUCAUCCUCCGUUGAAAGAAAUGGCUACUGGACACUAGUUAUGAGUAAUCCUGAUGGACACCUGACUGAUAGCAACUUUGAAUUGCUUCACUGGAUGAUUGGGAAUAUUCCAGCUGGAGAGGGCAUACAAUCAGGUGAUACUCUAACUCCAUACCUUCCUCCAAUACCACCACAAGGGACUGGAGUCCAUAGAAUUAUAUUCUCGCUCUUCCAACAUAAAGAAACUCUAUCUUUUGAGUCUUUAAAAAGGACAGGAUCCUGGUUGGAUGAGAGGAGUUUCAGCACCCAUCAGUUGUUAUCAUCUCAUCCUACUCUCUCUCCAUUCACUUUUUGUUUCUUUCAGACAAUCUGGGAUCAAUCUGUUCAAAAAACUUAUCACAAUACACUAGGUAUGGCAGAGCCUGUGUAUGGAGUAGAGAAGACAGACACUCCUCGUCAAUCGAAAAUGAAGUUAGUAAAGGAGACGCGGUCUCAGUAUUACAGGGAUCUAAUUGCUACCUGUCAAACCCAACCACCACAGGCACUACAACAACAACAACAAUAGUUAUUGUUAUUAUUAGUAUUAAUAAUAAUAAUAAAUUAAAUAAUAUAAGAAAUGAUUUAUCUUUAAUUGUA
Molecule: messenger RNA, 1038 nt
Organism: Amphimedon queenslandica
Lineage: Eukaryota; Metazoa; Porifera; Demospongiae; Haplosclerida; Niphatidae
Product: 39S ribosomal protein L38, mitochondrial-like
Exons: 7
Coding region: 38-967 (309 amino acids)
Cellular component (GO): mitochondrial large ribosomal subunit
Source: RefSeq, a predicted model, not a curated record